GCAUUUCGUUGUACAAGACAUUUAUUUCACAAAUACCUAGAUAUUAUUUGUUCUGAUUUCCGUAAUCUCUGUCCUUCUCUACUCCCGUCUUGCCAGAGUAACAAACAACAAUCAACAUUCCAUCAUGGAAGCUGAACUUCAAACAUAUCGAGAUCAGCUUGCUUAUGUCAACCUUUCUCUCGAAUCCGACCCUUCAAAUGAUGACCUCCUGAAGCUGAAAGCCGAGCUGAAUGAGCUCAUCGAUCUUACUCAGCAGGCCAUGGGACACACAGCCGCCGCUAAAGGAGUGGACGCUGGAAAAGAAAAAGCAAAGGCGAAGGGUAAAGAAAAGGAGAAGGAAGUUACCAACUGGCAGGAUCAGGGCCCUUACAAAGCGGGGAUGGAUUGUAUGGCCAAAUACAAAGAUGGAAAGUGGUAUCCCGCCCGAAUUAAUGCCGUCGUUGGCUCUCAGGAAUCUCCACUGUAUGCUGUCACAUUCAAAGGCUAUACAUCUUCCACCAACCUCCCCCUUUCAUCCUUGAAGCCACAUGACCCAAAUGCUCCCAUUCCACAACCCCAGAAAAGGCGUGCAGAUGAGCUAACCGAAAAGGAAAAGGAGAAGAAGAAAAAGAAGGGGGAAAAAUGGAUGGAGACCCAAAAACAAAGAGCGGAGGAGGUGAAGGAAAAAAAGAAUGCAUGGGAGAAGUUCGGAAAAAAGGCUCAGAAGAAGGGUAUACACAUUUCUGGGCUUGAAGGAAGGUCUGUAUUCCGUACACCUGACAAUCCAUACGGCCGAGUCGGGGUAGUAGGAUCUGGGCGAGGCGUGACGGAGUAUGAGCGUAUGGGAAAGCACAAGUUUAACGAGGAAGAAGAUGAUUAAGUAGUCCCCUUUGUGGUCUUUCCGUUUUGGCGCUUUGUUCAUCUUUUUUUGAAAGGUAUCAAGUCCGGCCAUUUAUGGUACAAGCCUGGAUCAUCCACAGUUUUAAGAAGCCUCACCAGGUGAAAUGUCACUGUUGUUCUACGUCAUACAAAUAGGCUUCAAUAAGCGCAUUAAUUGUUAUCUUAUCAAGAAUAUCGCUGACGCUUACAAAAUCAUACAAUAGCAAAGGCUUCAAAGCCAUAACAUUUGCCCCCAGUCAAUUGGUGCCUUUGUUUCACGGUCACAAUUUGGGUAAUCGACCCUGUAGAUCAUGACGACAAUGCGGCGAUGUACAGGCCCUAGCAUCUUAUGAUAUACGUCAGCAGACAUGGUGUAACCAGUGGUCUUGCCUCAAAGAUCGUGCCGACUCUAAAUGAUAUCAUAUCUCCAUCAACAUUGUAACGUUCCUCGACUACCAUAAACCUCUUCAGAGCUUUUAUUCUGGGUUAAAAAGAAUGUCAUAAUGGAAAUGAUAGCCAAUUGCUGGGAAACAUCUUGUCCUACUUAUAACACCCCUUCUCCGCUUAACGGUUCCCAUUUGCCCUAACCCAAUGAUUCGAUUUCGGUGAUGAUCCACCAGCACCAUGUUGUUCAAA
Cryptococcus deneoformans JEC21 is the source of this 1494-nucleotide messenger RNA. RefSeq names its product expressed protein. Gene Ontology annotation, molecular function: DNA-binding transcription factor activity. Gene Ontology annotation, biological process: negative regulation of DNA-templated transcription. The transcript has 6 exons. NCBI's taxonomy places the organism in Eukaryota, Fungi, Basidiomycota, Tremellomycetes, Tremellales, Cryptococcaceae. The record is from RefSeq and is a predicted model, not a curated record. The coding region runs from base 125 to 859 and encodes 244 amino acids.